ACGGAGCUGUAAACCCUUCAGUAGCUCUCCAAGGGGUCUCAGCCUCAGUGCGUAAAGUUGGGACGGGGCUCCGGACGCACGGCGCAGCACUCACUAUCCCACAGGCUCCAUGUGUGUCAUCUCUGCGGGAUACUUGACAAGGAUUUCUGAUAUUUUGAUAGCACUACCCUCGCGGGUCACUGACAGAUGAAAACAGUGGCGUUGUGUUGACGUGAAGGCGUUUUUCCUUGAACAGAUCAUCUGUCCCGGAGCGCAGAGGGGACAUGGGUCAGCUUUAUGGUGCGACUCUUUUACCAUUUGGCGCUAUCUGUGUUGUUUUCCUGUGGGAAUCUGCUGCCAGCUCCAUCAGGACGACGCUUUCAGUGGACACCUCGAGAGCGGAGUGUCCAGAUAGUAAGAUCCUGACAGUGGAGUAUCCCUGUGUCAGAGCAGGAGGGAAGAACAGCACUUGUUUCAGGAGGAAAUGCUGUGAAGGAUUCAGGUUUGUGAUGGGCCAGUGCAUACCUGAAAGCGUAGAUGUGUGUGCUGCAUCCCCCUGCGAGCAGCAGUGCACCGACAACUUUGGGCGAGUUGUCUGCACGUGUUACCCCGGCUAUCGCUUCGACCGAGAAAGACACCGCAACCACAAAUCGCCUUACUGUCUGGACAUUGAUGAGUGUGAGCACUCAGGAAGCAGCGUGUGUGACCACGAGUGUGUGAACACGGCGGGCAGCUUCCUGUGUCGCUGUCACACUGGCUACAUACUGGCACCGGACCAACGCUCCUGCAUCCCCGUGCACAACUUGAGUUCAUCAGGGAAGUCAGACACCUUGAUGAGCGCUGGUACUUGCUCAUUCACCUGUCAGGAUUUUAUGAACAUGAAAAACAGUUUGCUACAGCUUAAACUGAGGCUGGGCAACACACCGUCACCAAACCAGGUACCUGGCCUGGCUAAUAGCAGUGACAAGCCCUCCCUGGGGAGGGCAGGAAAAAGUUCUGACAGCCCUUGUCUUCCUGGUCUCCCCGGCCCUCCAGGAGCCCCUGGGGUACCAGGACACCCAGGAGAACCAGGAAACACAGGCGACCCGGGGGAGAGGGGCCCACCUGGUCCUCGGGGUCCACGGGGAGACAUGGGGCCCAUGGGUCCAGAGCCUGACCCGAAGCAUAUGAAGAGAGGCCGCAGGGGGCCAGUGGGACCACCUGGGGCAGCAGGAAGUCAUGGAAUAAAGGGUGACAGAGGAGCUCCAGGUCCCAGAGGUCCCCCUGGACCACCUGGCUCUUUCGACUUCCUUCUGCUCAUGAUGGCCGACAUCCGCAAUGACAUAAUUGAACUGCAGGAAAAAGUGUUUGGGGAGCGGCGCAGUAUCUCUCUGGACAGUCCUCCUCAAUCCAGCGGGGAAGUGGAUUUUGUAGAGUGGGGCUCUGGACAGGGAGAUCUCAUGCUCAAUACUUGACAUUUGACUUCCCAGUCCCAGUAAAAGACACUCAAACCCAGUGAAACAAUCACCAACCUUGACUCUUUUCUUCAUUGAUAAAGGAUUGUUGGCGGACAAAGUGCCAACAUGUAAAUAAUUCCUAAAGUCACAGCUGGGAUGAACUGGGCAAGGACCCUUGGUUUAAUUCUCAACACUGCCACAGGCCGUAAAACAGAGAGAUUCAAAGAUUACAAAAUCAGAAGUUGGACCCCAAUCUCUCUGUGAGCGCCAUCUUGCUGCCGUUCACAUGCUGUGGUGUGAGUAAGAGGUGUGCGUGCAGGACAUAGAGUGAGAAAGACACAGUGUGAGCCUUUAUGUCUGAGUCUCUGAGCUGUGCCUCUGAGCUGAACCACUUCAAACGAUGGACUUUAUCGUCUACAUCUCUUCCUGUUCCUGAGUCUGUCGAUGGAGGCUCUGCAGCCACUGACAGUUUGCCUGCAGGGCGUUGGUACAAAGACCCAGGACCCGCACUGAGUGCCUCCCCGCACCUGUCUGCAGUAUCCAGCCCACAAGUCUGAGCUCUGCAGCUUCUCUCUAGUCUGAGGCAUCUUCAGAAGCGAAUUCAUGAGAUUCAUGAGUAUGGACAAUCCCAAUGUUGUAGGCUACUGUUGGACAAAAACAGCAAUGCCUGAAGUAUUGUUGCAAUUAAACAACUUUCAAGUUCAAGUAUGAUAAAAAAAAAAAAUUUACUACAGCAAUAUGUUCAAAAUAUAAUCUAAAAGAAAUGUUACAUAUACAAGACAUCCAAUCUUCUGACAGUAACUUAAGUAACAGUAACUUAAAAUGAUAAAAUGAAUGUAUGGAAUAGUAAAGGUCAGUUUCAAAAAGCGAUUCUAUAUAUAUUUUUUUUAUAGCUCAUAUAUCAUCAGGCAAGUUGACUGUGAACAUAAAGUAUUCUGUAUUAGAAAUAUGGUCCGACGGGAGCAGUUUCAUGGGAAGUUUAGCACAUAUUUUCAUACUUACAUUCACCAGAGUUGAUCAGAAAUAUGAUGGACAUGAAGAAGGAAGGCAGCUUGAACAUUUGAAAUUUUUCAUCAAGUCAUUGCUCAAUAAAGGUUUGUCUAAAUCUAAAUUUGAACUUUUUAAAUUUAGAUUUUUUUUUUUUUUUGUCAAAGGGUCAUCAAAUUGAAAAUGGUCAAUAUUACAAACCUGACAAGGGUAAAGGUGAGUGUAUCAAAAAUAAUGUUUGUUGCUGUAGCAUAAGAAUGAUAAAAUGAGUAACUCUAGUGUCUGCAAUACAGUAACGCUUUGUUAGCAAAAUAUCAUAAAGAAAUGGAGCCACAGCAGUUCAGAACAGUCUUUGGGAAAUAUGAGUAUUUGCUUUGUUACCAAGAGUUAGAUGAGAGGAUUACUACCACUCCUAUUUCAAUAUGAAGCUUCCACCAGCUGCCAGCUAGCUAAGCUUAGCAUAAACACUGUAAACUGAGGGAAGCACUACACAAAUGAAAUAUAACACCUUAAUUAGCUUUAUUAGACAGAUUUUGUUGCCUUUGCACAGAGCUAGCUGUUUCCAGACUGUACGUUAAUGUUAAGCUAAGCUAAACAGCUGCUGGUGGUAGCGUCAUAUUUAUCGUACAGUCAUGGUGGUAUCAAGCUUCUCGUCUAACUUUUGGCUAAAGAGAAAAAGUUCAUCACUAACACGCUGUAUCUUUGUUUAAUUUGUACAAAAACCUUUAGACGAGCUCCACGGGGGCAGGAUUUUUUUUUUUUGAUUGUUUUUUUAAAUAUCUUUGGUAAUAGCUAGCCUAACUUGCCCCGUUUCCAGUACUAAGUUAAGCUAACCAUCUCCUUGCUCCACCUUCAAAUUUAAGUGACACAAAAGGGAGUGCUAUCGAUUUUCUCAUCUAAGAAAGCGAUUAAGUGUCAGUCCCUGCCUCUAAUUGCCCAAUAUAGUGUAUUUGCUGUGAUUUUGGCACCAGUUUGUUUACACUGGCUGCUUGUGUUUAUGGUUUAUGAUGUGAAUGCUGCAUAAGCAUGAGCAUAGAUCAUCCUGGUCCAGGUCACCACUAUGCAAGAGUGAGUAAAGUUGCAGUAGUUCAAUCAGAUUCACACGUCUUGCACUUUGGUGAUUGUGGAACAUUCAAACAGGAUCAGCAGCACUGUAUUUGGUUGUUUUGUCCACCGGACACAAAACUGUACUCACUGUACGGGCACUGAUGGUUCCUCAUUGUAUAGUUCAGCUGAAGUGUGCAAAGUAAAUCUGAUAUUACAGUGGUAGCAAUGAACGGCUUGAUUAGAUCAGAUCUUAUUUCUUGAUCAGGGGAAUUGUACUGGUGGCUGAAUAGGGAUGAUAACUGCAUGUUUCUCCUCCUGCCCAGGUUUUUGAAAGCACAAUUAAUGGUUUAUCAUGGUUUAAAUUGGACAAUUUAAACCAUGAUUAUCAUGAGCAGGCAACAGAGCCCCAAAGACUGAAGGUCUCAAGACAUGCUGGGAAGAUUUGUGUGUGUGUGUGCGUGUGUGUGUGCGUGUGUGUGUGCGUGUGUGUGCGCGUGUGCGUGCGUGUGUGUGUGUGUGUGUGUGAAAGCAAAACUCUUCCUCAACACUACUGUCAAAGUGCCACAGAGCAGAGACUUGCAGCACAGUUUGUACUAGUAGAUUCCUAAAUCAGAUUUUACUCAGUGCCACCAGCUGAGGGUGCUAAGUCACAGAUAAACCCCUCCAAAAAUUCAGCCUCAAGGUUGCAUCUCUUUAAAUACCAGCAAGGUGAGACAACCAUGGUCUCAGUGAUUUUCACAGCACUGCAUCCUCAUAAUUACUAUCCAUAAAUAUUCAUUGUUUCCCAAACAUGCAAGUUAUGGAAAAAAUGGAACUCAUCCUAGCAUUUAUGUGCAAGGCACAUGACCCCACUCAUUAUCUUCAGCACUGACUGUUGAACUCUAGCGUGGCUGGGUGUCAUUAUGAAAAGUGUGAGCAUCAGAGGUCAGAGGUCAAAUGCCUUGCUAUAAACAGCUGGGGGGAUAAUUAUAGGCUGCAGGCUUUCAGAAGGGGGUCUGUCUGGGCUCGUACCCACCACCGAGGAGUGUGGGUUCAGAAAAGUAAAAGAACACACAUCACGUUUGAUCUACCGUGGUUGACUUCACGCUUUCUGGCCUUUUUGGUGUUUUUGAUUCUUUGAUCCUGAUGAACAGAUCUCAAUGUGAUCUGCAAUGCUUGUGUGUGUGAGUGUGUGUGAGUGUGUGUGUGUGUGUGUGUGUGUGUGUGUGUGUGUUCGCGUGCACGUGUGCCUGUGUGUGUGUGUGUGUGUGUGUGUGUGUGUGUGUCUGCCGGUGUGUGUGUUUUUACUUGACAAGCUUCUCACCUAACAGCUCCGCCCCCUGUCGUGCGGUCACUGCUCACAGUACAGUCGUUGCCAGGGCAACCAGGAUCAGGAAAAACAACAUGAAACAAUUUAAGAACCAUGUCAGUGAGAGAAAGGCAAGAGAGUGAAAGAGAUUAUCUUAUUUCCUUCACCACUUGUCAUGCAACCAGAGGCUUUCCUCUCAACCUGUAGGGGACGGCAGAGAGGAGGUCAACAGAGUACACUCCGAAGCAAAAGGUUCACAUACCUCCUGGGACAAUAGAUCUGUCCAUCACACUAAGAUCAGCAAUGGGAGCAGAAACUGUCCUCUUGUCAGUCCUAUUACCUAUUUUUAUUGGCUUCAUUGAAUGAUAACAUGACAGAUUAAAAAAAUCAUAUAUAUGCAUAUAUACACUGUUGCCCUUAAAUUUGGAAUGAUUUUGUUUUCAGAUACAAUCCUCUGUUUAUUCCUAUUUAAAUCAUCAAUGGCAUAAAGCAUCAAUAAUCACUUUUGACCAGGUGCAAUGAUUAUAUUAUGUGUCCCGAUUACCCAGGUGAAAUGAGAUAAAUCACAUUGUCACAAUAAUUUAGUGGAAAGAGGUCAAAAAUAUUUUAUUCCAACUUUAUGAGAGACAGUGUGUAUAUAUAUAUAUAUAUAUAUAUAUAUAUAAAUGUACUGUAUGUAUGUAUGUAUAUAUAUAAAUACUGUAUAUAUCAUCCAGGCAGUUUUGGGUGUCAGACUCCACUGAUGUACUUUCAGUAGAGUUAUGUAACUAGGCUAUUUGCUGGCAUCUUUAGAUGAGAAUAAAGAUACAACAGAUAAAAUUUG
This is a messenger RNA of Seriola aureovittata, 5560 nucleotides long. Its product is annotated as collagen and calcium-binding EGF domain-containing protein 1-like. The record is from RefSeq and is a predicted model, not a curated record. NCBI's taxonomy places the organism in Eukaryota, Metazoa, Chordata, Actinopteri, Carangiformes, Carangidae. Gene Ontology annotation, molecular function: calcium ion binding. The coding region runs from base 264 to 1433 and encodes 389 amino acids. The transcript is spliced from 11 exons.